Chara braunii is the source of this 2326-nucleotide messenger RNA. Lineage: Eukaryota; Viridiplantae; Streptophyta; Charophyceae; Charales; Characeae. The record is from the annotation of a GenBank genome assembly.
GCGGGCGCGCCAGAGUUGCAGCGGUGCGCUCUUCGGGUGAUGCACAUGUGGUCUUGCACCUCUCCAGCGGAGAGGAGAUGGGCAGUCCACAAGGGCAUUCACACGAAGGAGCGCAACCAGUUGGCGUUCGAGAAGGUCGUUCAACUCGUUGAGAUCACCACAAAUGUGCGGUUUAUGGAGUAUCGGCGGGUUGGAUGCGGUAUUGUGCUGCCAUGGCAGCGGGACGAGGGCAUGCUGGAUUGCCAGUCAGGACUCGAGGUGGAUCCUGUGCGGACGGGCACGUGUAGGGGGAUGACGGGGGAGGAGAUUGCUCGUCAGGUUGCGCUUAUUACCCGGGAUCCCAUCAGGGCCUCCGCACCACCCUCUGCUGAUGUCGUUUUCGGUAGACGUGCUUGCAUUUUUUGUCCCUACCCCAGGGAGGACGACUCGGACGAGGAGCCGGUGCCCGAGGCGGCAGAUGACCCUGCGCUCCGCAUGCCCCGCGAGAUCGACAAGACGCACGACGAUCCCGACUCCGAGGAGGCAAGGGCACACACUGCACGACGGGCAGCGGACCGGGCGGACGAGGAGAUGCUGGGGGGAGGGGAGGAGUUUUGGGGCCCAUUGGGGGAGGUCGCUUCCACAGGCGGCACAGAGGCGCGGGUGACGACCCCCACUCCGACGAGUCCGGCAGCUGAAGUUAUGAUCACCUUUCCCGGGGAUAUUGCAGGAGGAGGGGGCACCAUCGGCAGCAGCAGUGGAGGAGGGGAUGGCACCACCGGUGGUGGACGACGCGACGAUCGCAGCCGAGGUGGACGAGAUAGCAGCAGCAGCAGUGCUGGAGGAGUUGGCAGCAUCAGUGUUGGAGGAGGAGGCACCGGCGGCAAGAGGAGCAGCAGCAGUGGAUGGGCAGGUGGCAGCAGCAGGAGGAGCAGCUGGAGGAGCGACAACAAUGGAGUCGAGGAGGCAGUAGCAGUAGAGGAGGAGGAGGCACCGUCGGCAGCUGCAGUGGAGGGGGGGGCGGUGGAUGAGGCUGUGCAGGCAGGACAACGGCGAGACGAGGGGGCUGUAGACGCACGACUCGUGGUCCAGGAGACAGCGAUGGGUCUUAUCGUUCCGUUAUCAGGCCUGCACUUGGCUCAGGGCCGACAGUCGCAUGCGGUUCAGAUGGCAGUGCAUGGUGUGCCACCGCCCGUUAUCACAGAUUUGGGGUCCGAGCCGGUGGUUGUGGCCCCACGUCUUCCUAGCCACUUUGCUCCGCAGGAGGUCCGUCGUCCUUUGGAUGCAGAGGAGUUGGCGAGAGAGGCUGUGCGCGAUGUUACUCGAUUGGACCGGCGGAUCUUCGACCAGAGGCUCGAGCAUCCAGCGUGGCAGGCGAUCCCUUCGGUUCCAUGGGCUCAUGCGUCGCCCGUGUGGUCUGGGUCUACCUCCACCGGGGGACGUGUCGCGGGGCAUGUUCAGGGGGUUUCGGGAGGAGUGACGGAGACAGCGCCAGGCACAAGAGACAUGCCACCCCCUCCUCCUAGACCACCUGUAGGUGAUCCAUCAUUGUCGCCCACAGGCAGAGGCUCUCGAUCCCCUCACACGCCUCGGAGAUGUAGGAUUCGUGACAUGACAGCAGUUCCGCGGGACGUGUGUGACAGUGACACGACGACGACCGUGGCGAGGGAGGUACCAGCAUCAGGUUGUGAGCCUCAGCGAGGUCGUGGUAGAGGAGUGUCCAGUGAGAGCUUGGAGUACGCUUUGAGAGCAGCGACGCGUGCCGUGCAGGAGCAGACUCCACGCAAGCGUGGAGUGCCUCCUCAUCCACGCCCCGUGCCUGCAGCGGGAGGCGCUGCACUUGGAGAGAGUUCAGGGGCGGAGGGGUUGGGGAUGCCUCGUGGAUCCCGCAGUGAGCAGACGGUUGCAGAGGCUAGUGCGAGGGUUGUUGUAUUGAGGAAGGGAGGAGACUCUGUCACCAUCGAGGAGGAGGAUCCUGAUACGGAUGCGGCUGUGCGGGAGCAGGACGAGGACUAUGAGGGCAAGGAGGAGGGAGAGGAGGAGAGCAAGAGCGGUUCCGAUGGUGACGACGACGACGACUACGAUGAGCCCCCACCUCCCCCAGGACCCCCACCGACGUGUGCAUCUACACGCUCCGCUGCGCGGACUUCUUCAUCCGCACGAGGGAGAAAGAGGUCGACAUCCGGCUCUCAAGGGGGUACGAGGAGACAGAGCGGGAAGGGGAAGAAGGGUCGUUAACCGAUGAGGCCAACAUUCCGCUUCUCCCCUACUCGCACUGUACUUCGUCAUGUUGUGCGAUCCUAGUUUUUUUUAUCGUCUCGUCUUGUCUUACUAUUGUUAGACACUA